GGACUGAGUCGUUUCCUUUUUCCUUUUGUCUGGUUUCUGUUCUCCAAAUGGCUUCUUUUGGGUGGAAGAGAAAGAUUGGUGAGAAAGUUUCAAAAGCUACUUCUCAGCAAUUUGAAGCAGAAGCUGCGGAUGACAAGGAUCUGGCUAAUGAUGAUGAUGCUAACUGGGUGCAUGCAACUAAAAGAAGAAAGGAAGUUCUCUUAGAAGACUGUGUAAAGAAAAGUAAGGAGCUGAAGGAUGAAGGUGCAAAUUUGGCUGAAAAUAGGAGGUACCGAGAAGCUAUUCACAAGUGGGAUGAAGCACUUCAAUUAACUCCAGAGGAUGCUACGCUGUAUGAGAUGAAAUCGCAGGUCCUGAUGUCUUUACAUGAAAUGUUCCCAGCGGUACAUGCAGCAGAAAUGGCUGUCCAGAGAAACCCGCGUUCCUGGGAUGCCUGGCAGACUUUGGGACGUGCCCAGCUUGGGUUAGGAGAGAUAGCACUGGCAAUCCGAAGUUUCCAGGUAUCCUUACACAUCUUUCCAAUGAACCCUGAAGUAUGGAAAGAGGACCUUUCCUGGGCAAGAAAACUACAUGAACAGCAGAAAGCAACAAAGACUGAGGCAGUGCAAGCGCUGGCAAAAGAAAAAGAGCUUGCACAAGAAUCAAUCCCAGACUAUGACUUUGAAAGUGAUGAAAUUGUGGCAGUCUGUGCUGCCAUCGCAGAGAAGGAGAAAGCUCUUUCAGCAGCUAAAACGGUAGUGAUUGUGUCUGCUUCAGGCACAGUAGAGACUGUUACUGAGAAGGAGGAUUGUCCUACAACUCCUGAUGAAACCCUUUUCAUCAGAGCCCGAUAGGGCAGCUUUAUGGGUUGUCAUACUGUUUUAAGAACUAGUGUUAUUUAUUGUAUUGGGCUUCCUUUGUUUUUGUUUUUUUAAGCAGUGGGAGAGCCUACAAAAGUUAAAAAUUUGAAGUUAUUUUUCUUUUGUAAAUUGAAAAAGCAAUGACCUGAGUUGUUGUCCCAUCCGUAUUUUUGGAGAAGAAAGCCAAGAAUUAAUUCUAAAAAUCUUAUGAACAAAUGUAACGUUAAAAUGCUUAACUACAUUCUAACAACUGCUUUCAACUUUAUGUAUUUCAUAAUUUUACAAGUUAAUGUCUACAUUUUCCCAGUAAUUAAAUAAGCUUUUAUUUAAACUCUAAAAGAAAAAGGGAUUUUUUAAAAAUCUAUUU
Gymnogyps californianus (California condor) is the source of this 1206-nucleotide messenger RNA. RefSeq names its product tetratricopeptide repeat domain 33 (gene TTC33). Gene Ontology annotation, molecular function: protein binding. The record is from RefSeq and is a predicted model, not a curated record. The transcript is spliced from 5 exons. The coding region runs from base 48 to 833 and encodes 261 amino acids. NCBI's taxonomy places the organism in Eukaryota, Metazoa, Chordata, Aves, Accipitriformes, Cathartidae.